CGAAGUUAAGCGGAAAUAGAAAGCCUUCUUUUCUCUAUUUAAGCGCGCCAACAAAGACUAUCACAGGGGAUCUAUCUGUACUUAGUUCGCUGCACACUAGACCGUGUGUUUUGUCUGUCCAUUGUCUCUGCUUUCGUCCUGGGAAAAAAUGCCAGAGGAAACGUCCGCAGCGUCAAGCUCUGGAAGUGCGGAGGAGAAGCCGUGCUCAUCAGCAGCUGCAGACAGUUCUGUUGACGCUAUGGAGGAGGCAAAGAAACUGAUCGGCACAGGGAACCGGCAUCUAGUGAUGGGCGAUGUCGUUUCUGCUGUCAGUGUCUUCCAGGACGCCUGCAGCAUCCUGGCUGCAAAGUACGGGGACACUGCAGAUGAGUGUGGUGAGGCUUUUUUCCUCUGUGGGAAGUCCCUACUGGAGCUUGCCAGGAUGGAAAACGGUGUCCUUGGUAAUGCGCUGGAGGGAGUCCCAGAAGAAUCUGAGGAAGAGGAGCAGCCUAAAAACUCAAAUAUUGAGAGCGCCAACAAUCUUGAUGAUGAUGAUGAUGAUGACGACGAUGAUGAUGACGAUGAGGAUGGAGAGAGAAAUGGAGAAGAUAAGGAAGAAGAGGAUGAAGUUGGGAAUUUACAGUUGGCUUGGGAGAUGCUGGAAGUAGCUAAAGUCAUCUACAAAAGAAAGGAAAGCAAAGACGACCAGCUGAUGGCAGCCCAGACAUAUCUGAAACUCGGAGAAGUCAGUGCUGAAUCAGGUAACUAUCCCCAGGCGCUAGAAGACUUCCAGGAGUGUCUUGCCCUACAGCUAAAGCACUUACCUCCACACAGUCGCCUGCUGGCUGAGACCCACUACCACGUUGCCACUACCCUGUGCUACAUGGAUCAGUACAGCCAGGCCAUCCAGCACUACAACAGUUCCAUAAAAGUCAUUGAGACUCGUCUGGCCAUGUUGCAGGAAGUGAUAGCUUCAGCAGAUGGGGCAGGAGAGGAGACGAAUGAAAUGGAGGAGCUGAAGCAGCUUCUGCCUGACAUCAGGGAAAAGGUUGAGGAUGCCAAAGAGAGCCAGAAAACGGCUAGCACUGCCUCCCAGGCCAUCCAGCAGACACUAGGUGGAGCCUCAACUUCAUCAGCAUUUCUAUGUGAAAAUGGGGAACCUUCAUCAUCCUCAGCAUUUGAACCAGCCAACCAGAUCCCUGUCAAACCAUCUAGCAGCGCCUCGUCUUCCAAAGCCCCCUCAGACAUUUCCCACCUCGUCAGGAAAAAGAGGAAACCAGAGGAGGAGAGCCCAGUAAAGGACACUGAUGCUAAACAAGUGAAACAGGAAGCUACAGUUAAUGGCAGCAGUGACUCUAGUGCCAGCAACGGCAAUGGAGUCCAGGAGGCAAAAUCACAGGAGCCUGCCAACCAGUCAUCCUCUGUCAAGUCUUCAGCGUGACUAUUGUCAUCUCUUUCCUGAUCUUCAAAACCAGCACAGCAUGCCGGUCUAGCUCCUCUCCACCUUCGACACUUGUUUCUGUAAAUAAGAUCCAUUUUCAUAGAUCUGUCUGUCCAGUUUUGUAUACUUGUAGUUUAAAAAAAAAAAGAAUAAAAAAAAUUU
Molecule: messenger RNA, 1582 nt
Organism: Micropterus salmoides (largemouth bass)
Lineage: Eukaryota; Metazoa; Chordata; Actinopteri; Centrarchiformes; Centrarchidae
Product: nuclear autoantigenic sperm protein (histone-binding)
Exons: 14
Coding region: 149-1420 (423 amino acids)
Biological process (GO): DNA replication-dependent chromatin assembly; CENP-A containing chromatin assembly
Cellular component (GO): nucleoplasm
Molecular function (GO): histone binding
Source: RefSeq, a predicted model, not a curated record